Messenger RNA from Hyposmocoma kahamanoa, 1168 nucleotides. RefSeq names its product kallikrein-1-like. Bases 11 to 1135 code for a protein of 374 amino acids. The record is from RefSeq and is a predicted model, not a curated record. Gene Ontology annotation, biological process: proteolysis. Gene Ontology annotation, molecular function: serine-type endopeptidase activity. Lineage: Eukaryota; Metazoa; Arthropoda; Insecta; Lepidoptera; Cosmopterigidae. The transcript has 8 exons.
CUUUAUAAUUAUGGGAGCUGGACAGAUUGGAGGAAUCGCAACUUUGUUGGAUAUUGACUUCCAGAAUGCGGCCGGUUUUUUGGGAAAGGAUGCAGAACUUAUGGAAGCCCAAUUUAUUGUGUACUUCCUUUCUCACACAAUGAUGUUCUGCGUGGGGUCGCUGAUCGAACCUCAUGUGAUACUGACACCUGCCAGCUGCGUUUUUGCAGAAAAAUUCAAAUUCGAGGUCUACGCAGGAUCACACCAUUUUCUACAGGAGUUUGGCAAUCCCAGAUCUGUGGUGCAUAUAUGUCUUCAUAGAGGAUUUAACAGUACCGGGCUAAGGAAAGACUGUGCAACUGACAAUAUUGCUCUUCUGGUCAUAUCAAAGCCAUAUUCCGCAUCAGAAAGGGAGCCAUUAACAGAAUACGUGAUAAAUAGAGUUCGUUACGGAGGUUAUACACCACAAAAUAAUAUGGACAAAAAAGAAUUAGAAUGUCAUUUUUAUGGAUGGGGUAGUCGUCGCAAUGGAUACCUAAUCCCGUUGCUGAUCUCUUUGCGGCGAGUAGAUGUGACAGUUAUAGAUUCCUCACAAUGCUUGCCAAUGUUUAAUUGGCAGGACAAGUUUCUUUGCAUGAGUCACUUCCCCUGCAGGAUGGAUAAAUACGGCGCUCUGUGUCCGGAUGAUCUAGGCUCACCACUGGUUUGUCACGGUUUUCUUCGCGGCAUGAUGAUAUCAAGGCUGAUUGACCGGCCUUGUGGAAUUGGCUUCAUUGACCUAGCCAAGUAUACUAAGUUCCUAACUUGCGGAGUGGACGACGCUCGCGACGUGCUCGUCCAGGAUGACUAUAUGGAGUUUGGUUCAACAACAAUCAAGUUUCCAAAAACGCUUUCUAUCGCUACAGCAGCACAGAAUACGACGACUGAAAUGAAUACACGUCCACUGAUUAUUACUGGUGGAGGAAGUGUAGAGGUCACUGAUAGAGGUGCACAAACUAGAGAGGGCAGAAUGUCCGUAACGCACUCCGAACCUGAGCCAGUUCCCGACCAGAGCGUGGUGACAGACAAUUCUAAGAGACGCAGACGCCACCAGCAUAAAUAUGAAAAUAGGGCACAUGUUUAUAAUAAUAAAAGACUAUACAAUGAUAAGAAAUAAAAUUGUAUUAUAAUAAUAAUAUUUGUAGUUUUA